AACAUGGAGAAGAGCGGAAACAUAAGUAGGUUCCAAAAAAGUAGGACUUUCUGCCAUAAAAAAGAAAAAGGAAAAAAAAAAAUUCUUAUCCAUGGCGGUGUCACUGAACCACUGCUGCUACAAUCUUAACCAUCGUCUCCGUUCUCAUUCUCUCUCCUCCACUUCAUCGUUCUUCCCUAUUUCUAUCUCCUCUUCUUCCAACAAAAAAUCCAGAAUUCCCAAACUCAAUAAAUCUUGUCAAAAUUGCAAUUUCAAAUUCUCCCGGCAAAAUUUUGUGAUUCCUCCGAUUUUCAUGCUUGCUCUUUUUGACAGACCUCCUGAUACCCAAACCUUCUUGGUUACCGUUAGCGUAUUGGUCGCCAUUACUCUCUCUCUGUUCCUUGGCCUUAAGGGGGAUCCUGUUCCGUGUGAGCGAUGUGCAGGAAAUGGGGGUACAAAAUGUGUGUUUUGCAACGAUGGUAAGAUGAAGUCAGAAAAAGGACAGAUUGAUUGCAAAGUCUGCAAGGGUGCAGGGAUGGUACUAUGCAAGAAAUGUGCCGGAUCUGGAUAUUCCAAGAGGCUAUGAGGUGUAUAAAGCUUGCUAUUUAAUUUGCUUCUGCUCACGGAAAAGAUGGUGUAAUAUUAGUUAUGAUAUUCUAGAUUGUGAUGAACUGUGUAACCCUAUUUAAUACGGAGUAUCAUUCUACUUCAUACUCACUUUUAAGUAACGUCGCAAAUUAAAAGGGUCAAGAUCAUUUGUAAUGUUAUGCCUAUUAACAAA
Spinacia oleracea (spinach) is the source of this 760-nucleotide messenger RNA. RefSeq names its product protein BUNDLE SHEATH DEFECTIVE 2, chloroplastic. NCBI's taxonomy places the organism in Eukaryota, Viridiplantae, Streptophyta, Magnoliopsida, Caryophyllales, Amaranthaceae. The record is from RefSeq and is a predicted model, not a curated record. Bases 92 to 565 code for a protein of 157 amino acids. The transcript is spliced from 4 exons.